Molecule: messenger RNA, 414 nt
Organism: Linderina pennispora
Lineage: Eukaryota; Fungi; Kickxellomycota; Kickxellomycetes; Kickxellales; Kickxellaceae
Exons: 1
Coding region: 36-251 (71 amino acids)
Source: RefSeq, a predicted model, not a curated record
CGAAUACGCUUCUUCUUUGCAGCUCCAGAUAUAUCAUGCUCGCCAAGACUCUCGCCAUAACUUUCCUUGCUGCUGUUGUAUCGGCCCAAAAAGUCAGCGACCUAUGCAGGCUUGGUAAUGAUAAAUGCCUGGGACUCUUCUCUGGAUUGAAGUGUGCCGAUGGACGGUAUGAGGAACUUAUUUGCGGGCAUUAUAAAUCCUGCAUAGUUAAUAACGGUGAAGCUGACUGUGACUAUGUAAUUGAUCAGUGAUCCAAAAGCUUGCAGAGACAUUGAGAGUUGCUUCUGAGGUGGUAGUAUUCAAUACUCAGUCACUGCCGUACCAUACAGCGGGCCGAUAUAUUAAUACCACCCUCACACAAGUCCUGUUGACAAUAUUUAUGAUUGGUUGCUUCCAAAUAUAUUCCUAAAUGCA